AACAGUAAAGCAGCGCUGCGUUUCCUACCGGAGGACUUUGGCAGGAGCACCAGGUCAGAGCGAACAGCACAGCACUGAGCGCCCAGGGAGCAGCUCUGCACACAUACAUGUCUCUCUGCUGGUGAAGAGAAAGGUGUAAUGUAUGUUAAGCAUGUGUAUCGGGCGUGUGUGUAACGAAAUAUCUGCAGCAGAUAAACGUGUUUAGCUAGGACCGUGCUGUUAGCUAACUUUAGCUGACGUCGGUCGCUCUGGUCAAAUUGUCCUGUGUGCCUCCUAUGCAGCGCCCCACUGGUUUGAAGGACGUGUAGAAGUUGUGCUGUGGUACAUCAGCUUAUUUAAAUAUGUAUGUACAUUUAAAAGCGAGUCUGAGCUCUUUGUACAAGUAGCUUGUUAGCAUGCAGCCCUGUCAAAAACACGAACAGCAGCAAAGGUGAAUCAUUCUCGUCUCAGCACAAGUCAUGAGGGAGUUUUUGAGGAAGGUGCACGGUGUCGUUAUAAAGCUCGCGCUGUUUCCGAGCACAUUGGGCAGGACAGUCCCGCGGCCCGCAGCCUCAGAGGUGCUGACCUGCCACCUGCUUCAGCGCAAACUCCCGCCCUGGACCUCAUACUGUGUCCGCUACAGCUCGGUACACAAUGACCAGUUUGGACUGUCCAACUUUAACUUUAGAGUCCAGGGAUCCAACUACCAGAUACUGAGGACAGGCUGCUUCCCCUUCAUAAAGUAUCACUGCUCAAAAGCGCCUCAUCAGAACCUGGACUAUGAAGACAAGUUUUUCACCAUAUUGAAAGUUCUUAACCUAGGCAUCCCUUGUUUGGCCUAUGGCAUUGGCUGCUGGAUGGUGGUGGGAGCUGCAGAAACAGUGCAAACAAGUGUUGGACCUGUCACAGUUUAUUUCGCCUACAAAGAAGAUGAAGGCGCACAGUACUAAACCAUGAAAAAAAUACUCAUUCAAGUGUUUUAAGAGACUCUUUUCUGCCAAGCUGCUGUAUUUACAACAUUUCCCCUCAAUGUUCUGCUGGACCUACGUACGACAAAAGUGCCUUCUUGUGUCACUCCUCCUGUUGUCUGACUGCACAGGUUCCUUUGUGUUUAAUUAUUUAAUAUUUAAAAGUUGCAUAGGACGGGUCACUUAAGCAUGUUAUUACACUGACAUACAAUACUGACAGUGUUUGAACGGAAAGCUAACUUUCCAUUAAUGUUUAAUGGAAAGUUUAGGAUUUCUAUACUUCUAGUCACAAGGAUGUUGUAAAUGCUGCAUGAAAGUGUAUUUUUGCAAUUAUUAUUAUUAAAGUAUAUAACAUUA
Eleginops maclovinus (Patagonian blennie) is the source of this 1304-nucleotide messenger RNA. RefSeq names its product chromosome 2 C15orf61 homolog (gene c2h15orf61). NCBI's taxonomy places the organism in Eukaryota, Metazoa, Chordata, Actinopteri, Perciformes, Eleginopidae. The record is from RefSeq and is a predicted model, not a curated record. Bases 459 to 929 code for a protein of 156 amino acids. The transcript has 2 exons.